GGAAAAGGCUCUGCUGGCACACAAAGGACUUGUGAUAUCACUGUGAUUUUGUUUCAUUUGCAACUGGAGACUAAAUGACACCAAGCAGAACCUGCUGUUAGGUUAGAUUACAAGGACACUCUGAGACACACAAAACCAUGCAGGCUACAUCAUUAGUCUAUUAUUUCCUGCUUGUGUCACAGUGCAUUGAUUUUUCUCAAAAUGAAACCAGCGCACUUCUCAGGAGGCAAAGGAGAACACACUACAGAGGACUGGGAAGGAGUUCCUCAGCAGGGCACAGGUCCCCAAGACAGCCAAGGAUGAAGCUUCCAGCUCCCGUGGCUGUAGUACCCAGCAUACAUCUUAUUAAUAUUGAUGACGGUGUUAUGGGAGUAUUUGACUCUCUCAUAGGUUUGGGUGGACAUGAAUCUAGUUACAGUGUCUUACCAGGAAAGAAGGGGUAUUGCACAGCUAACGGGACAAUCAUGUAUGAUAAAGCCGUUUGGUCUCCCAAGCCCUGCAUUACGUGUCUCUGUUCAAAAGGAGAAGUGAUAUGUGAUACAACCAUGUGCCACCCUCUGAAAUGUUCCACAACUAUUAUACCUGCAGGAGAAUGCUGCCCAGUUUGCUCUGACACUGCCUCCUCUUUGGAUUCAAGUAUGAUCUCACUGGAUGACAUAAGUGAGUUGUCUGGUGAUUCUCCAGAACCCAAUGACCUUGACAACACCAAUGUAUUGUCAUCAGCACGUACUCAAACUGAAAAAAAUGAACUGCUUAGAACAGAAGUGGCAGAGUUUAAAGAGAAAGAGGGUCGUAAAAAAGAUGGAAAGAAAAGAAAAAGGAAGGGCAAAAAAAAUGGACGGAGGUAUAAAGCCUAUCACAGAGAAAAGGAUCCUAGCACACGAAAUGGGGCUGUAGAAGAAGAAUUACAACAUGAAAGUGAUGAAGAUGAUGGUACUUUCAGAAUGCCAUUGCAUUUCCCAAUUCCUGUUCCACCCAUAGAAGCUCCUCCUUUGCCAUCUGGAUGCUCCACCUCGGACACUACAGUAAGCUGCAUUAAUGCCAAACUUACACAAAUACCACCAAUCUCAGAUCCACAUCUAACAAGUCUAGACCUUACAGGAAAUAGUAUCACUACUGUCUCAGAUGAAGCUUUCAAUGGGAUACCUAAUUUGGAAUGGAUUGAUCUGAGUAAAAAUAAUAUUACCUCUCCUGGCAUAGGUCCACAAGCAUUCAAAAUCCUGAAAAAGCUAAAACGCUUGUAUUUGGACGGAAAUAUGCUAGCGCAUAUUCCAUCUGAAUUGCCAUCAACCCUGGAAGAAAUAAAAAUAAAUGACAACCACCUUCAUGCCAUUGAUGAAGACGGCUUACAAGAUUUAAAGAACUUGGUCACCCUGGAAUUAGAAGGAAAUAAACUUAGUGAAGCGAAUGUCAGUCCUUUGGCCUUUUAUCCUUUGAAAAGUCUCUCUUAUUUGCGACUGGGAAGAAAUAAAUUUAGAAUUAUCCCACAAGGUCUUCCUGCCACUCUUGAGGAGUUAUACCUUGAAAAUAAUCAAAUUGAAGAAGUGUCAGAAAUUUGCUUUAACCAUACAAGAAACAUAAAUGUCAUUGUGCUAAAGCACAACAAAUUAGAAGAGCACAGAAUAGCACCCUUGGCUUGGAUAAACCAAGAGAACUUGGAAUCAAUUGACCUCUCUUAUAAUAAGUUAUAUCAUGUUCCUUCCUAUCUGCCAAAAUCCUUACUACAUCUGAUACUUAUAGGAAAUCAGAUUGAAAGAAUUCCAGGAUAUGUCUUUGGUCACAUGAAGCCAGGGCUGGAGUAUCUCUACCUGUCCUUCAACAAACUUACUGAUGAUGGAAUAGAUCCAGUCUCGUUUUUUGGAGCAUAUCAUUCUCUGAGAGAGUUGUUUUUGGAUCACAAUGAAUUAAAGUCUGUACCAUUUGGAAUUGGUGAAAUGAGAAAAUUACGUUUUCUAAGACUGAACAACAAUAAAAUAAGGGCAGUCCCUCCAGAAUGCAUCUGCAGGACUCAUAUCAAUGACGAUGAUGUUCAUGACAACAGCGAAGAGAAGGAGAAUGAAGACUCACGUUUGGAACAUGUUCAUCUUGAAAACAACUAUAUCAAUACAAGACAGCUAUCACCACAUGCAUUUUCAUGCAUAAGAUCCUAUUGCAGUGUUGUUCUUAAACCACAGAAGAUCAAAUAA
This is a messenger RNA of Leptosomus discolor (cuckoo roller), 2186 nucleotides long. RefSeq names its product extracellular matrix protein 2 (gene ECM2). The record is from RefSeq and is a predicted model, not a curated record. Gene Ontology annotation, cellular component: extracellular matrix. Lineage: Eukaryota; Metazoa; Chordata; Aves; Leptosomiformes; Leptosomidae. Gene Ontology annotation, biological process: extracellular matrix organization; positive regulation of cell-substrate adhesion. Gene Ontology annotation, molecular function: collagen V binding; heparin binding; protein binding.